AUGUCAACAGCUUCCAUUCACCCCCUUCAAUGUGUGCUCUUCAUUAACCCUGGUCUCUUGCUUUCUUUCUUUCUUUCUUUCUUUCUUUCUCUCUCUCCGUUCUCCGAUUCUACUCCUUUCGCGUCAUCAAUCUACUCAUUAGAGCUAUACUACUUGAUCUUUCAGUUCCUUUCCUCGGGCCCUUGCCAGGAAGCUGCUCGUGCACUUAAACAAGAGCUACAACUUCAGUCUCUUCUCCCUGGUGAAUCGGCAUAUAGUGGUGCACAAACAUCAAAGUCAUUCGAACGCUUACAAGAGGAAUACCCGCGCGUUGGUGGUGGCUAUUUGCUUGACAUCAUUCGUGGUCUUGUCGAUCAUUUCAAACAAACCGGUGACCCAGAGACGAAUGCACGGAUCAGAAAGCUGCGCCAUGGCGAUGAGUGCUUGUUGACCCUCGCUCAAGCAUUUGAACCCGACGUGGAAGACAAUCGAUCUACAACAUUGGUGGAUUAUCGUUCUUUAUCCAUGGAUGAUCGUCGUGAUCUUGUGGCAUAUGAAACCUUAAAGGCCCGUGAAACCAAUUCCUUGGAAUGGCAUUCGGAUAUUAUGCAAACAUUCUUGGCAACAGCUUAUCAAGAGCGUGUUACUCUUUCGGGUCAUCGACAACAUGCCUUUUGCCUUGCAUUCGAUCAAACAGACAAACGCAUUAUUACGGGGAGUGAUGAUACACUUGUCAAGGUGUGGGAUGCAAGAAGUGGACAUCUCAUCCAUACGAUCAGAGGACAUAAGAAUGUUAUCACCGACAUUGCCAUCAAUGAAGAGAAUACACUGAUCGCUACUGCUUCGUCCGAUGGAUACGUGCGAGUAUGGGCAAUGUCAGACUUUGCUCCUAUUGCUACUCUCAAAUCUGGUGCAACGCGCAAACCCUUCACCACAGUGAAAUUUUCACCUUCUCCCUCACCCGACACACGUUAUUUGAUGGCAACUAGUGAGGAUGGCUCAGUACGGUUAUGGAAAUGGGACAAGGACACGCUGCAAUUCUUGGAUGUCGAAUCACCUAUUGCUUUUUACUGCAAAUACAAGGGCACGGAUCGAGCACGUUGUUCUUCUUUCAAUUAUACCGGCACACGAUUUGCUGUCGGCGGUGAUGAUGGAUUUGUGUAUAUCUUUACAACCGUAAAAUCGGAUGCUGCUGGUCAGUCUCAAUUACCUGCUGCCGCCGCUGCCACCACUAGCAGCCAAUCCAGUAUCCCCACAAGCCAAGAUCCAAAUGAUCCACAACGUGGUGGACGUGGUCGUAGACGCAUUGCCAGUGCUUUAUUCCCAGUCAAGAAUGCUAUCGUGGAGGAACAAGCUGUGGUGCCUAUAGCACAUUUGGAAGGUCAUCGUGGCAGUGUGACUGAUUUGGCAUACAAUCAUCAAGGCGAUCGGAUAUUGAGCGGGUCUCAAGAUGGCACAGCACGGAUAUGGAAGUACAAUGCAGUAGAAGAAAAAUGGGAAUCCUUUGUCCUUGAUAUCAAAAAAGAGCACCAUAAUCCAAUCAUUGUCACUGACCGGAUACCUCCUUUAUCACACAAUGGCAACACGGCAGAGGAAACAAAGAAUGAUGAAGAAGGCCAAACCUUGCCUCCACUCGACAACAAUGAACGACCCCCUCCAAAAGAAUCAACUCUAUCAGAUGUUCCAGACAACACCAACAACAAUGAAAACCAAGCAGCACCUAUCAUGGACGGCCUCGAGUUUCAAGAACCUCCCAAAGUAUCCAUGAUUACUUGGACGGCGGAUGACAUGCAAUGUAUCGUGGCAACCACACAUGGCGACAUUCGAGUGUAUCAAGCCUAUACCGGCAAACUUUAUUGUAUACUUCGAGGACACACGAAUGAGGUGUAUGCUGUUGAUAGCCAUCCAACAAUUCCAGGACUCGUCAUAUCAGCCGGCUAUGAUGGUCGCAUUAUACUUUGGGAUUUGGAUAAGCGGUUAAUGAUCAAAUGCGAAUAUUUUCAACGCAUCUUUCUCGAUUGCAAGUUUUCACAUGAUGGUCAUCAGUAUGCCGUGACAGAUGAAGAUGGCAGCUGCACUCUUUUCAGCGUCGACUCGAAUUGUUCGGAUUAUGAUCAAGUCAAUACUUGGACACGGGGUCAAUUCUUUUACAGCGAUUACCUUCCACUUGUCAUCCAAGAUGGCAUUGUCCUUGACGAACAAUCAAUGACACCUCCACAUGCCUUUCCUUAUACCCAGAUUGUCAGCAUGACUGGCGUUGCUUAUUCUCGACAAAAGUUAGAAGGCUAUGGCCGUGACAUUGAGAUCACCAAUGCAGAAAUGGAAACCAAAUAUGAACGAUUAUUGAGCUCUUACAGAAUUGAAGAACGAGAGAUCAAAAAGAGCAAGCCAAUUGUGCCAGCUAUUCUUGACAGAACCCAUGUUGCCAGAAUACGCAAAGAAUUCGUGAGAACCAUUGAGGAAGAAGAGCCUGAGCCGAUUAUACCUGAAGUUGCUCCACCACCUCCAGUAUUACCCAUGUUACUUCCUGAUGACCCUGAUGAUGAGGAUUAUGAUGAGAAUUUGCAUGCAGGCGGGGACACAUCAGAAGAAAGUGAUGGUGCCAUGUCAGAAAACAAUUAUGCAGCUGAGGAUGAAAACGAGAAUGAAGGUGAAGAAGAGGAGAGUUCAGUGAGACGCACUCGUUAUGGACGACGUACAAGACGCCCAUCAUCAUCAACAACAACAUUUGUCAGUGGACCUGUACGAUCGACAUCACCUAUCAACACGCGAAGAGCACGUCAUUAUGGCCGUACGACAAGAAGUCGCACUGCAACUUCUGGUGGUGGUGCAAGCAAUGAAAUGCGUAUCACACGCAGCAGCAGACGGCGUAUUCAUGAAGAUUCAUCUUUACAAAGUGAUGAAGCACCCUCUGAUAAUGAUGAACAACCUAUACAACCACGACGCCAUCGAGAUUUACCUCGUCAUGAUUAUCGUGAAAGUGCUGAUGAAGAGUCUGAGGAGGAAUCCGAAGAAGAAGAAGAAGAGCAGCAGCGGGAGGAGGAGGAUGAAGAAGAAGAUCGAGCCGUCAAUGUGGAAGGAUCCGAAAGUGAUGAUGAGGAUAUCAGAGCACCUAGAACAUCCAAAAGAAAGCGACAAAUCAUAUCAACCGAUGAGAGUGGAAGCGAUGACAACUUUGCUGAAUCAUCCAGUCGAGCUGCUAAACGUCAACCUGUUGGAAAGCACAAACCUGAAAGAGCACAUGCUACCACACGUCAAGCAGCAACAGGAGGUCGUCAAAAGCCACGCGCCUUAAGGGUGGAUGAAAUCCCUGCGUAUGAACCACGAGAAUGGCUAUUGACAACAGGACGUAACGUGCUCAAGUAUCAUCCUCAAGUGGGCGACAAUGUGGCAGUGAUUGUUCAAGGCCAUCGUGAUUAUUGGCACUCGUCAAAGCUCAAGGACAUGUUUGAUGAAAACCAUGGUCCUAUCCAAUCCCAUGACCCUGUCGUCUUUGGCACUGUCAAGAAAAUCAUUUGGCGAGUGGGCCCACCUACCUAUUGUCAGCUAAAGCUCGAACUCAAGGAACUUGUGAAUGCGCGGGAUGUCCUUAUUCAUGGCCAAGAGCCGACAUGGAUCGAUAAGCGAGGCGAGGUGAUUAUUGAUUAUAGCGAUGAGGAUGGUACACCCGAGUUCCUGGUACUUUGGGAGCAGUUUUUGGCGUCCAUGCAAGUCUUUAAUACGCUCAAGGUGGGAGAAAGAGUGGAUGCUUUGUACGAUGUGGGCAAGUACACCGGCACCGUUUCUCAAGUCAAGCGAGAUAUCAGUGACACUUUACGUAAUGCACCCAGUAUUCCUAAUCCCUGGCAACGGUAUCACAUUAUAUGGGAUGAUGAGGAAUCAACGCCCGAAGAUCUUAGCCCGUGGGAAAUUGUGCCAGCCGGACAAGAUUUCAACGCAAUGUACAAUGUGGGUCCAGAGCUUUCACCUCAAGAUAAACGACGAGCACGCGAGAUUCUCGAUUGGCUGAUGAAUAAUGAAGAAUUCCAACUCUAUGUGGAACCCGUUGACUAUUAUUCCUAUCGACAAUACCUAUCUCUUAUUGCAUAUCCGAUAUGCUUGCAAACCGUAUCCGAGCGUCUGGAAGGCAAUUUCUAUAGGAGUAAACAGGCUCUCAUAGAUGAUGUUGAUCUUAUUCGAAAGAAUGCAACCACGUUCAAUGACAGCCAAUCGAUUGCAUACAAGAACGCAAACCGACUUGCCACCUUUUUCAAGAACCGGUUCAAAAAUCCAAGGAUGGCUAUAUCAAUGGGCCGCUCCACAAGAAGUACAAAACAAGGAACGGAUGAUGAAGACUACAAAGAUGAGGGAGAAGUGCCUGAGGAUGAUGACGUUUUACCACGAGACGAGGUGGAAGAGGAAAGUCCAAACGACUUGAACAACGACAGCAACUUUGUAGUUGACGACGACGAUGAUGACAGCAGCUAUAAGAGCGACUAA
This is a messenger RNA of Lichtheimia ornata, 4458 nucleotides long. RefSeq lists its product as uncharacterized. The record is from RefSeq and is a predicted model, not a curated record. Gene Ontology annotation, cellular component: nucleus. Gene Ontology annotation, biological process: regulation of cell shape; cytoskeleton organization; regulation of transcription by RNA polymerase II. Gene Ontology annotation, molecular function: protein binding. The coding region runs from base 1 to 4458 and encodes 1485 amino acids. Lineage: Eukaryota; Fungi; Mucoromycota; Mucoromycetes; Mucorales; Lichtheimiaceae. The transcript has 17 exons.